Saccostrea cuccullata (small rock oyster) is the source of this 2843-nucleotide messenger RNA. Its product is annotated as leucine-rich repeat-containing protein 56-like. The record is from RefSeq and is a predicted model, not a curated record. The transcript has 4 exons. Gene Ontology annotation, molecular function: protein binding. Bases 189 to 2186 code for a protein of 665 amino acids. NCBI's taxonomy places the organism in Eukaryota, Metazoa, Mollusca, Bivalvia, Ostreida, Ostreidae.
CCAACAUGGCGACUUUGCGUCCGUCACAACGGGCAUAGACUGAAUGUGUUUUUUGUGAAAUAAUACAGGUAUAGAAGAACAUUUUAACUGUAAUAUUACUUCUAAUGAAGGAAAUACUUUUUAUGAAUUUGAAAUAAGAAGUUAACUUCACAUGGAGUUAGCUUAGCUGCGCUUUACUACUUCUUUAAAUGGCCGUUGUACAAGACAGUAUUUAUCAUAGGCUUCAAAUGAUGAGCUCCGCUUUAGAUAGCCGACCUACUAGUGCCUUAGCGAGGGGAGUACAAAUUACAGAAUUUAAGGAAACAAGAGUAAACCCAGAUCCUGUAGUUUUAGAGGACAGUGAUCUCUUAUUAGAACAAUAUCUUUCCCCAGGCAAAUUAAGACUCCUCACAGGAGUUGACAAUUUAGAAGAUAUUCGUCGACUGGAACUUAAAGUUGAUACAAAAGAAACAAGCUUGGGAAACUUUGGUUCCUUAUUACCAAACCUCACUCAACUUAAACUGUCAAACAGCAACAUCCCAUGUAUCCGAGACUUGGGCUCCAGUUUACGGAAUGUCACAGUUUUAUGGAUGUCCAGAUGUGGCCUAAACGAGUUGGAUGGAAUUUCAUCUAUGCUGAGUCUAAAAGAACUAUAUUUAUCAUAUAAUGAGAUCUGUGAUAUAAGUGCUCUAAGCAUGCUGGACUCUUUACAGAUUUUAGAUCUAGAAGGAAAUAACAUAGAUGAUACCCAACAAAUUCAUUACCUUGCUAUGUGUUCAAAUUUAUCCAGUCUAACACUGGAAGGGAAUCCUGUGUGUGUGUUACCUACACCAGACAGUUACGAGACAGAUGAUUAUGACUACAGGUGGACAGUUAAGAAAAUUAUACCUCAUCUCAGAAUUUUAGAUGAAGAACCAUUAAAUUCUGACCCAUCUCCUUCAAAAAAGAAGAACAUUUUCGAUGAUGACUGGGCAUAUUUGGAGGAAUUACAGAAAGAUGUAGGAAUAGGAGGUUCAACAGAAAGUCUAGAUUCUUCAGAGGCAAGCCAUACAGAAAGCACAGGACGACCUGGCACUGCCUCCCUUCGGCCGACCACUGGAUACCGACCAGGUUCUGCUCUCCGACCUUCCUCUGGAUUCCGACCUCUGACAGCAUCACGGAGACCAGCAACAACUUCUGGAGGGAAUGUAAGGCCACUCACCGCAGAAAAGCCCAACAAGGAAGAAAAUGAGGAGAAAAAUAUAACAGAGGAUGCCUCCAGUGAACUCACUAUGGGAAAAGUUGUUUGUGGAAAUCCAUCCAAAGCUCUCUUCUCUCGCAGGAAAAUAAAUCCUGGUAGUGAACCCAAAACUGAAUCAACAGGUCUAAAACUGUUCCCACAAUUCCUACACAAGCCUGAGCACACCUAUGACCCUGUUCCUGAUGACGACAAGGAGAGGGCUGAUAUCGUGGCUGAACUAAAGGAAUGGAAACAACAUCACGAAAAAAUCAUGGAGAAGAUCAAGAUAGAAAAGGCUCCUCAGGUGUUAGUAAUUGAUCACGAUGAUGCGGUGAGUGUAUCCAGUGAUGAGGAGAUAUCUGAUGAAGAAGACACUGGGGACCUGGCAUCUAGCUUCACUCCUCUGGACGACAGUGACCGACCAAUUAGUGCUGACCGACCCUCCAGUAAAGGGGAAUCUGUCACUUCAAGUCCAUUACUGGAUCUCCCACCACCCCCAACCCCACCUAAGAUGUUGGGACAGAUCCGUGAGCCUCCACCGAGAGAGUUCCAGGAGGGGAUAAUUGAGGUUCUAAAGAUGGAGGGACUGACCACAGACAGCAAGAGGGAGGAGCCAGAGGAACCACCAGAUACCCCCGAGAGCAUCCAGUUAAAGUCGCGGCUGGAGAACCACGCCCUGAACCCCCACCGCCCCUGUCCACCCAUCAAACCCCUGGGAAGGUCGUCUCCAGACGGCCCUAUCAUGCCCCGAGUCCCCCCUCCAUCUGCCGUGGGUAGGAACCUGAUGAGUAAAAGUAUGACUGUCCCAGCAAAAAGAACUAGCCUACAAAGCCCCGAGUCGGGAUCUCCAGUGAUUGGACCGUCUGCCUCUGUGGAUCGACCCGUGCUGCAAAAUCGUCCCUUCACUGCUAGAGCUGUCCUGUCACAGGUCCGCAGACAGCUGCCUCAGGUUCCUACACUUCCUUCUAAACCAAGCUUUCCAAAGUGAAGGAGGAGUCCAUUCAGCUUUAGGAAAAGAAUAUUUCGAUGGAAAGCAAACUUGGUUCUGGUUUCUAAACUUAUUGUCUUUCAUUUGUUGAGCAGUGUUUUAUAGACAGAGAGAACUGUAUUCAAAUUAUUAUAGUAUGUUCAAUUUGAAAGUCAACAGAAAGGAUAAAUGGGUCAAAGGUGUCUUUAGUGAUGGUUAAACUCCAAAAGGGUAAAAAUACUUAAAUUUUAUUUUUUCUUGACAUAUUGGGCACAGAUAAGCAAAAGUUUCAACGAAAACAGUGUACAUGUAAAUCUCUGUCAAGUUGUUGAUAAGAUCUAGCAACACCUUAGUGUCAACCAAACGUAAUUGUCCAUAGAAAUACAAAACCAAGGUCACUCACUGGUGAUCUUUAUUGCAGCAAGCAGAUGCAAACCAAAUUCAUUCCAUGUUACAGAGAAGGCCUUUUGCUUAAUUUGCAGAUUUAUGUUUAUAUAUCAGAAUGAUCAGUAUUUACUAUAUUUUUCAGUCUAAUUUUUAGAUAUUGUCAUGGAAACUGUAGUGAUCUUGUGUGAGAACUUUUUUUUUUUAUUUACUGACUGAUAUUUACAUCAUUUUUUAUAUUUAUCUUAAUGCAUCAAAUUUCCUCAACAAAAGGGAUGUACUCAAACCUAUAUA